Molecule: messenger RNA, 195 nt
Organism: Prunus armeniaca (apricot)
Lineage: Eukaryota; Viridiplantae; Streptophyta; Magnoliopsida; Rosales; Rosaceae
Source: the annotation of a GenBank genome assembly
AUGACGUCACACCUUCCCUUCGGAAGGCUCCUUUCCGAAGCUUGGAAGGACCACUCGCGACACGCGAUGACGUCACACCUUCCCUUCGGAAGGCAUGAUGACGUCACACCUUCCCUUCGAACGGCUCCCUUCCGAAGCUUGGAAGGAGACCUCGCGACACGCGAUGACGUCACACCUUCCCUUCGGAAGGCAUGA